Lucilia cuprina (Australian sheep blowfly) is the source of this 1709-nucleotide messenger RNA. Its product is annotated as alanyl-tRNA editing protein Aarsd1-B. NCBI's taxonomy places the organism in Eukaryota, Metazoa, Arthropoda, Insecta, Diptera, Calliphoridae. Gene Ontology annotation, biological process: tRNA aminoacylation; regulation of translational fidelity. The record is from RefSeq and is a predicted model, not a curated record. Bases 120 to 1469 code for a protein of 449 amino acids. The transcript is spliced from 4 exons. Gene Ontology annotation, molecular function: ATP binding; Ser-tRNA(Ala) deacylase activity; aminoacyl-tRNA ligase activity.
UUACAAUCCCGAAGGAGAGUAGAGUUUGUGCAUUUUGUUACAACAAAAUUUUGUAAAUUUGCCAACUUUUUGCAUUUUACAUAAUUAACCAUACAAUUAAUUUAUUAAAGAUAUACAAAAUGGUUUUUAAAUGUCAAGAAGAUAGCUUUUUAAAAGAAUUUACCACCAAAGUUGUUUCAUGUGAAUUUGGCUUAUUGAAAUGGUGCCCGCCUGGCUCCAGCGAAACAAAAGAACUACAGGGUUACAAUGUUAUCUGUGAAGAUACAAUACUAUUUCCUGAAGGUGGUGGUCAACCAUGUGAUUUCGGCACCAUCAAUGAUCUGCCUGUACGUAGUGUUAUACGCAAGGGCAAUGAUGCUGUCCAUUUUAUAGAAUCCGAGAGCGGGUUUGAAGCUGGUACUAUUGUCAAACAAUGUAUUGAUUGGGAUCGCAGACUUGAUCACAUGCAACAACAUUCGGGCCAACACUUGAUUACUGAAUUAUUUGAGAAGGAAUUUAAUUAUGACACAACCUCCUGGUGGUUGGGAACUGAAACAUCGUAUAUCGAACUUAAUACUAAACAUCUAAUUAGCCGCGAAUCUUUGGAUUUAAUUGAGGAAAAAGCUAAUAAUAUAAUUAGAGAGGGAAAAGAGGUCAAUGUUGUCGUUUUGGAUCCGGAAACGUUAUUAGAGAUGGACGGUGUUAGAGCUCCACGAGGUUUACCCAAAGAUUGGCAGGGUCCUGUUCGUGUAAUAUGCAUAGAAGGCCAACGUCACAAUAUGUGUUGUGGAACACAUGUCAGCAACUUGUUUCAGUUGCAAGGCAUUAAACUUUUAUACGCUGAGAAAAGUAAGAGCAGUGUCAUUGUCCACUUUGUGGUGGGACAACGUGUCCUGAAACGUUUAGGGGAAUCCUUCCAAAGAGAACAACAACUUAAUUUAAUUUUAAAAGGUGGCCCUCAACAACAUUUAGAGCUAAUACAAAAAAUACAAAAUAAUGUAAAAGCGGUAAAGAAAUCUUUUCAAAAGCUUUUAAAAGAUUUUGCUACUGCUGAAGCCGAAAAAUUAGAAAAUAUGCCUAGACCUUUACCAAAAUACUAUAGUUUACAUCGCAGAGAUGGUGUAGAGCCAGACUUUAUUAAUACUUUCUUAAGACAUGCUCCAGUUGAAGUAUCUUUAUAUUUCAUUACUGUUUCCGAACCAGAGCAACCUGGUAAUCAACCUGGCAAGGGUCAUAUGGUAUUACGUGGUGAUGCGGAGUUGGUACAACAAUUUGGACCCAAGUUUAUUACAAUCUUAGAUGGUAAGGGUAAUGGAAAGGAGGGAAGUUUUCAGGGUAAAAUAUGCGAUAUUGAUAAAAUACCCGAAUGUGAAGCUUUGCUAGAGGAAUAUUUUAAAGCCCAUAAGCCAAAAAUAGUGGAUAAGGAAGCGUUGCAUGAGAAGUUCAAGGGUGAAUUUAUUCACAACAAAAAAGGCAGCAAAUUGAAUUAAAAAGUUCUGUUUAAUAAUUUUAUAUUCCGUCUUAUUAUGAAAGUCGUUAAAUAAUUAAAUAUAGAGUAAUCAAAAAUCGGAUUGAGAAACUGAUAUUACGAAUGUAAAAAAGAACUAAAAGUACUUCUUCGACGACACUUUUAAUAAGAUUAUUGCUGGUACAAAAAUUCGUUGCUUAUAUUUUUAAAUUUUGAUAAUUAUUUGUUUGAUAAUAUUAAAUGAUUUGCAUUUUAAUGACAA